Coregonus sp. 'balchen' is the source of this 8580-nucleotide messenger RNA. Lineage: Eukaryota; Metazoa; Chordata; Actinopteri; Salmoniformes; Salmonidae. The record is from the annotation of a GenBank genome assembly.
CGUCAUUCAGUCUGGGUUGAUACUGUCGGUCAGAAAGGACAGGGUUCAGAUUUAUUUUGAUUGACCUUGGUGCGCUACCCCCAAACAUAAUACCGAUCAACGGACAGGAUGGCAACCACAGGUUUACCGUUACCUCCACUUCCAACGUUGCCAAUGUCAACCCCAGUAGUAAUCGAAAGUCAUGGAUUCCAGAUAUCUAAAGGUAAAGCAAUUAAUUUUAUCGUUCUCUAAGUUAACGGCUGGCCAUGUGAACGUUAUGAAUACCCCCUGUGAAUAGUCUGUCUAUAAAUAAUUAACAGUUGAUCUAUUCAAAACACUCGCCAUAUUUAGUCACAGUUCCAGCCCCUGUAAGCACAAGUUAUUAUGUAGCCUAAAUAUAAGGACAUUUACCUUGUUUACUACAAUCAUUAGCCCACUGCACCUAAUGACACUUGAAAGCAACCUUUUGAGAGAAGCCAUAAAUAAACUUGACGUCAGUUGCGUAGCAAGUUGUUUUUAACCAGGUUAGGACAACCUUACCACCAGUCAGCCCAGUGCACCUCGCAACUUUGUGUCAGGUGGCUUGUGUGUGGCCAUUACUUCAGCAGCUAAGCCGCGGUAGCCUGUGCGCGACAUUACUUGCUCUCCAAAUCCUUGACAAGCUCGAUUGUUUUCAUAGGCCUACUUAUCGUCAAUCCAGAUUGAUGUAAGUAAAUUUGGCUCUAUGCUAUCUGCCACUCUGUUGACCAUAGUACAGUUGUAGAUUCCAACCAGUAAAGCGAUUUUCUCUGUUUACGUUCGUGCGCAGAGCUCCAGAACGCAUGUUGCCCCAGCAGUGCCCCGAUCUCAGAUUUCAUAGCGGGUUAUGUGGGGCCAAGGGCCAGGCAAUAAAUUGGGGCUGUUGUGGCAGUCUGUCGACCUAAAGAAGUGUUGUUAGUCCCGUGUAGCUCAGUUGGUAGAGCAUGGCGCUUGCAACGCCAGGGUUGUGGGUUCGAUUCCCACGGGGGACCAGUAUGAAAGAAAAAUUUAUGCCCUCACUAACCCAUGUGGCGGCGUACAAUUGGCCCAGCGUCGUCCAGGGUAGGGGAGGGAAUGGCCGGCAGGGAUGUAGCUCAGUUGGUAGAGCAUGGCGUUUGCAACGCCAGGGUUGUGGGUUCGAUUCCCACGGGGGGCCAGUAUGAAAAAUAAAAAUAAUGUAUGCACUCACUAACUGUAAGUCGCUCUGGAUAAGAGCGUCUGCUAAAUGACUAAAAUGUAACUGUAAGUCGCUCUGGAUAAGAGCGUCUGCUAAAUGACUAAAAUGUAAAUGUUGUUAUGUUUAAAAAAAUGUCUAAGAUUUCCAUUCCAAUCGCCAUGGCAAUGUAGGCUUACCAUAGUAGGUUAACCAUUUCACAUCUUAAAAUAAGAAGAGGCGUUUAGUCUGGCCACAUUUAUGGUGUUUUAUACAGUAAUAGCCUACGUGCGCAUAUCUUCAUGGAUUAAGAACAGCACAGAGAAUAGGCCAUUUACACAGGACCUGUCCUAUAGGUAUAUUAUGCUUCCAUAAUAGCAUUUCAGAAAGUGGAACUUGACUAAUAGUGUUGUUUAUAUACCUUUAUUACAAUGUUACAGAGGAAGGCCUGGUCUUCUGUCAGGUGAAAAUCCAAACUGUAUACCUUAAAACGCUGAGUCUCAAAUAGCCGCCUGUCCCUUUUAAUAGCUGGACAAGGGCACACAUUGAUUUCAGCAAAUAAACAUCCGUUUCAAAUAAACGUGGUCUAAAUUAAUUAUUUACGAGGUUACCAUGAAUUAUCAUGAAUUGGGGAAUGUUUGAUUUGUUAUGUUAAAUUCAAUCAUCCUUUUUUAUCACCAGUAAGGCUAGUAAGAAGCUGCUAGCCAUUGGCUGCUAACAAAGGGGCCAGGGUUCAGGUCUAGAAGCAUGGUUUCCACUGCUCAAAAUGUUUUCCCCCAUCACUCACAGCCUAAGAUAUUACUAUUUACACUGAACAAAAAUAUAAAGUGUUGGUGCCAUGUUUCAUGAGCUGAAAAAAAAGUACCUACAAUUUUUCAUUCGCACAAAAAGCUUAUUACUCUCAUGUUGUGCUCAAAUUAGUUUACAUCCCUGUUAGUGAGCAUUUUCCCUUUGCCAAGAUAAUUCAUCCACCUGGCAGGUGUGGCAUAUCAAGAAGCUGAUUAAACAGCAUGAUCAUUACACAGGUGCACCUUGUGCGGGGACAAUAAAAGGCCACUAUAAGUUGUACACACAACACAAUGCCACAGAUGUCUCAAGUUUUAAGGGAGAGUGCAAUUGGCAUGCUGACUGCAGGAAUGUCCACCAGAGCUGUUGCCAGAGAAUUGAAUGUUAAUUUCUCUACCAUAAGCCUCCUCCAACGUCGUUUUAGAGAAUUUGCCAGUAUGUCCAACCGGCCUCACUACCGCAUACCACGUGUGGGCGAUUGGUUUGCUGAUGUCAACGUUGUCAACAGAGUGCCCCAUGGUGGUGGUGGUGGUGGUGGGGUUAUGGUAUGGGCAGGCACAAGCUACAGACAACGAACACAAUUGCAUUUAAUCUAUGGCAAUUUGAAUGCACAGAGAUACCGAGACAAGAUCCUGAGGCCCAUUGUCGUGCCAUUCAUCUGUCGUGUUGGCCCACCUCAUGUUUCAGCAUGAUAAUUACCUUGAAAAGAACAGGCGAAGAUCUUGGACACAGUCUCCAGUUCUUAUUGUACCUCAGUGCUGGUAACAGCUGAGAACUGCCAGCUAACUGGCAGGCACAAAAACAGUCAACAACUUCGGGAGUACAGAAGAAAAAAAAUGAAUGACAGCUCUGAUGGAAACAGGACGUUUCGGUACAAUUUUAGAAAUGCUGACAGAUAAUUUGUUCGUUUGACAUGGUGGGAUCUUUUUGUGUCAGUAAAAUGAAUUAUGCAAGAAAUGGCGGUGGAAACACCUUUAUGCGCAAAUAUUGAUAUAAUAACCAGUAUAUUGAAGUAAGCUUGGAGCCAAGCGAUGAUAUGGUGUGUGGUCCUCCCACUACGACUCGGGAAAGUAUGCAGUUUAAAUUAGGCUUCACAGGGUGAUGAAUGGUGCACUGUUAUCUUGAUGCACCUUUCCAAUAAAUAUCGAGGGUCUUAUUCUGGUGACAUGAUGAUCAAUGCUUGACUGCCGUUUUCACAAAUAUCCAUAAUCUCAUCAUGUAGACUAGCCUACCCACACUGUAUCUGCCAGCUGUUGGCUAGAGCGCACGUGCCAAGACCAGAGAUGGCACAUUUGCUAUCAGUGGAGUUAGAAAUGGGAUGGAAACACACUGAACUUUUGAUUUUUAUUCGCUCAGGUGUACCCUGUUUCCAUUGGUCAUCCUUGAGAUGUUUCUACAACUUGAUUGGAGUCUACCUGUGGUAAAUUCAAUUGAUUGGACAUGAUUUGGAAAGGCACACCUGUCAGUAUAAGGUCCCACAGUAGACAGUGGAAUUGUCCGUAGAGCUCCCGAGACAGGAUUGAGUCGAGGCACAGAUCUGGGGAAGGGUACCAAAACAUUUCUCCAGCAUUGAAGGUCCCCAAGAACACAGUACCCUCCAUCAUUCUUAAAUGGUAGAAGUUUGGAACCACCACGACUCUUCCUAGAGCUGGCCGCCUGGCCAAACUGAGCAAUCGGGGAAGAAGGGCCUUGGUCAGGGUGGUGACCAAGAACCUGAUGGUCACUCUGACAGAGCUCUAGAGUUCCUCUGUGGAGAUGGGAGAACCUUCCAGAAGGACAACUAUCUCUGCAGCACUACACCAAUCAGGCCUUUAUGGUAGAGUGACCAGAAGGAAGCCACUCCUCAGUAAAAGGCACAUGACAGGCCGCUUGGAGUUUGCCAAAAGACACCUAAAAGCUCUCAGACCAUGAGAAACAAGAUUCUCUGGUCUGAUGAAACCAAGAUUGAACUCUUUGGCCUGAAUGCCAAGCGUCACUUCUGGAGGAAACCAGGCACCAUCCCUACGGUGAAGCAUGGUGGUGGCAGCAUCAUGCUGUGGGGAUGUUUUUCAGCGGCAGGAUGUUUGAACGGAGCAAAGUACAGAGAGAUCCUUGAUCGCUCAGGACCUCAGACUGGGGCGAAGGUUCACCUUCCAACAGGAUAACGACCCUAAGCACACAGCCAAGACAACGCAGGAGUGGCUUCGGGACAAGUCUCUGAAUGUCCUUGAGUGGCCCAGCCAGAGCCUGGACUUGAACCCGAACGAACGUCUCUGGAGAAACCUGAAAAUAGCUGUGCAGCAACGCUCCCCAUCCAACCUGACAGAGCUUGAGAGGAUCUGCAGAGAAGAAUGGGAGAAACUCCCCAAAUACAGGUGUGCCAAACUUGUAGCGUCAUACCCAAGAAGGCUUGAGGCUGUAAUCGCUGCCAAAGGUGCUUCAACAAUGUACUGAGUAAAGCGUCUGAAUACUUAUGUAAAUUCCUUCGACAAUAUGGCUUGGUUUUUGCUGUGACAUGUACUGUCAUCUGUGGGACCUUUAAUAGACAGGUGUGUGCCUUUCCAAAUCAUGUCCAAUCAAUUGCAUUUACCACAGGUGGACUCCAAUCAAGUUGUAUAAACAUCUCAAGGAUAUUCAAUGGAAACAGGAUUCACCAAAUCACUGCCAAAGGUGCUUCAACAAAUUAUUGAGUUAAUGUUUUGAAUACUUAUGUAAAUGUGAUAUUUCAGUUUAAAUACAUAUAUACAUUCGCAAAAAUGUGUGUCGAUUGAUGAAAAACAACAACAAUGUAAUCAAUUUUAGAAUAAGGCUGUAACCUAACAAAGUGGAAAAAGUCAUGGGGUCUGAAUACUUUCCGAAGGCACUGUACAUUUAAUUGUUAGGGAACUACUAACACAUGUCACUUAAAUUGGUACAGUACUCUCACUAACGGGUGCAACAAAUAUAGCCACGUAAGGCACGCCUUAAUAUACACUAUAUAUUUCAAAUUAGUGGAUUCGGCUAUUUCAGCCACACCCGUUGCUGACAGGUGUAUAAAAUCGAGCUCACAGCCAUGCAGUCUCCAUAGACAAACAUUGGUAGUAGAAUGGCCUUACUGAAGAGCUCAGUGACUUUCAACGUGGCACCGUCAUAGGAUGCCAACUUUCCAACAAGUCAGUUCAUCAAAUUUCGACCCUGCUAGAGCUGCCCCUGUCAACUGUAAGUGUUGUUAUUGUGAAGUGGAAACGUAUAACAGCAACAACAGCUCAGCCACGAAGUGGUAGGUCAUACAAGCUCACAGAACGGGACCGGCGAGUUCUGAAGCACGUAGCCUGUAAAAAUCAUCUGUCCUCGGUUGCAACAAAUAAUAAUAAUAAUAAUAUGCCAUUUAGCAGACGCUUUUAUCCAAAGCGACUUACAGUCAUGCGUGCAUACAUUUUUUUUGUGUAUGGGUGGUCCCGGGGAUCGAACCCACUACCUUGGCGUUACAAGCGCCGUGCUCUACCAGCUGAGCUACAGAGGACCACACUCACUACCGAGUUCCAAACUGCCUCUGGAAGCAACAUCAGCACAAUAACUGUUUGUCAGAGGCUUCAUGAAAUGGGUUUCCAUUGCCGAGCAGCCGGACACAAGCCUAAGAUCACCAUGCGCAAUGCCAAGCGUCGGCUGGAGUGGUGUUAAGCUCGCUGCCAUUGGCCUCUGGAGCAGUGGAAACGCUUUCUCUGGAGUGAUGAAUCACGCUUCACCAUCUGGCAGUCCGGUGGACGAAUCUGAGUUUGGCUGGUGCCAGGAGAACGUUACCUGCCUGAAUGCAUAGUGCCAACUAAAACAUUUGGUGGAAGAGGAAUAAUGGUCUAGGGCUGUUUUUCAUGGUUUGGGCUAGGCCCCUUAGUUCCAGUGAAGGGAAAUCUUAAUGCUGCAGCAUAAAAUGACAUUCUAGACAAUUCUGUGCUUCCAACUUUGUGGCAACAGUUUGGGGAAGGCCCUUUCCUGUUUCAGCAUGACAAUGCCCCCAUGCACAAAGCGAGGUCCAUACAGAAAUGGUUCGUCAAGAUCGGUGUGGAAGAACUUGAGUGGCCUGCACAGAGCCCUGACCUCAACCCCAUCAAACACCUUUGGGAUGAAUUGGAACGCUGAAUGAGAGCCAGGCCUAAUCGCCCAACAUCAGUGCCCGACCUCAUUAAUGCUCUUGUGGCUGAAUGGAAGCAAGUCCCAACAGCAAUGUUCCAACAUCUAGUGGAAAGCCUUCCCAGAAGAGUGGAGGCUGUUAUAACAGCAAAGGGGGGGACCAACUCCAUAUUAAUGCCCAUGAUUUUGGAAUGAGAUGUUCGACAAGCUGGUGUCCACGUACAUGUAGUGUAUGUUAAUUAGCCAGCGAGUCUUUCUCCUCCCACAAUAUUUCUCCACAAUGUACCAUAAUUUACAGUACGCUGCAGUAAAUAUAUUGCAAAACAGCAAUACAGUACUUUAUUGAUGUAUUGAAGAUAAAUUAUAUUUGGUGUUUUAUAUCACUUGCACUUUAGGCCUUAACAAAAGCUUCUAAACUGAUAGAGACUACAAGGAAAAACAGACCAAAAGGACAUGGCUAGCCACUCAACCAUUAAAGGUUGGAGAAUUGCUGCCUUUCUGAUCUAUCCCCUAUAUAAAUUGAAUUGUUAUGGAACCACUACCACAUAUCACUUAAAUUGCUACAGCACUCUCACUAACGGGUGCAACAAAUAUAGCCUCUUACAAGACACGCCUCAAAAUAUGUUAAUGAGUGAGAAACAACAAUACCAUGCACCCACUAGAGUCCAAAAGGUUUUUGUCGCUCCAAAAAUGCAGUAUGGUACUGUAUUCUGAAUUACAGUAAAUUACUGGCAGCAAUUGGCCAGCAUGUUACUGUAGAUUUUCAGUCUAAUAAAAAGCAUGAGCUGGCGCACACCCAGAGAACAUUAUUUAGUGUAGAGGUGCUGACCAACGGAGAAUAAACUGGAAGCUAUAAAGACAGUCACACACACUAUGUAUAAACUCCCAGUAAGUUAUUAGGUAAGAAACCACCAACGUUUCGGCAUCACUGUGCCUUCUUCAGAAACAUUGGUGGUUUCUUACCCAAUAAAUUACUGGGAGUUUAUACAUUGAGUGUGCGACAAUCUUUAUUUGUUUUUAUAACUGUAGAUUUUCAGGACAAGGUUUGCAGAAUUCCUAAAAUACAGUAUAUUACUAUAUUCUGUGGGGGUACUGCGUUCUCACUCACGGAUGCAACAAUUAUAGCCUCUUACAAGGCACGCCUUAAAAUAUGUUUCGGAGCCAAAGACUCUUUCCCCGCCCGCAAACAUUUUAAUUAAUACUGUAAAACACAUUUACGGUAUUUUACUGCACAUUCUACAGUGUUUUACUGCUGAAAUUACAGAAAGGUCUUACAGUGUGCUGUAAAACAAAUGUAUGGUAUUUUACUGUGCAUUCUACGGUAAUCUACUGCAUUAUGUUUAUACAUUAUCAUACUGUUGGUUAAUAUAGUAUGUUACUGAUAAAAUUACAAAAAACGGUUAACAGUGUACAUGUGCAUUCUCUCUGUUUAUGUAUGCCUGUAUGUGUUGUUGAAUUUCAGACCAGCUGACUGUCCUGGUGCCGGUGGCAGUGGCGGCUGCUCUAGGUGGCUUCCUGGUGAGCCGUUACUUCAGUGGGCGUGGCUGUGGCAGCAGUAAGAAAAGCCAGGUCAACCCCUGUGUUUGUAAGGACAGUGCCAAGGUGGUGCACAGCUUCGACAUGGAAGACAUUGGCAGCAAGGCCGUCUACUGCCGCUGCUGGAGGUCCAAGAAGGUGGGCACUUCUUCUUCUUUACUUACCUUGAGACUUGACUGUAGACUCCUAUGGUCCCUGUUGCCAUAGUUGGACGCCAUAGCAGUCUACGGUCAUGUCUCAGAGCAAAACAUUCACUAUCAUUAUCAACUAUAAUUUGCUACUUUUGACCGUUUUGCGAAGUGUAGUUUGUUAUGGGAUUUUUAUGGGUGGUAAGGUUAUACCUUGUGUUAUUUAUUUACUUAUUUGUGUAAAUUUCCCCUUUGGGUAUCACAGUUUAUUCCAUUUCCCCACAGUUCCCCUACUGUGAUGGUUCCCAUACCAAGCACAACGAGGUCACUGGGGACAACGUGGGUCCCCUCAUCAUCAAGAAGAAGGAUGCUUAACCAACCUCCCUUUCCCCUACUCACCCCUCCUAUCAAAUCAUCACUCAACACCAUUCAGUCACAUGACACAUACGCCACAGUCAAACAAUCACUUGACAUAUCCAUCCAGAGGUCCUACAGGUGAGCUGAAUCACUGCAGGAUCCAACCACGCUGAGCAGAACUCCUGCUCAAACCGCCUUCAUACAACCCACAGUCAAAACCCCAAGGGAAUGAUACAUUGAUUGUGAUUUUUGUCCUAGAAGCUCAGCUAAUUAAUGUUAUUGAGGCAUUGGUCUUAAUGGUCUUAACUAAGAGAUUAAUAAUACAUGACUGAGAGUGGGGAAGGUGCUACCCUGUAUUUCUAUAUUCUCUGACACAAGAGGGCACUUGCAUUUCCCCUCUAAGACUAUUGUGUUCAAAGUAAACCUUUAGGAAUAUCUAUUGUUAAUGUCCAAAUGAGAUACAUUUUCUACUGAAUAUGACUGACUUGAUGGUGAUGUAUAUUGUGAAUACAUGUGUCUUAAAGUGGUCAGACUUGA